This is a messenger RNA of Talaromyces rugulosus, 1068 nucleotides long. RefSeq lists its product as uncharacterized. The transcript has 6 exons. The coding region runs from base 1 to 1068 and encodes 355 amino acids. NCBI's taxonomy places the organism in Eukaryota, Fungi, Ascomycota, Eurotiomycetes, Eurotiales, Trichocomaceae. Gene Ontology annotation, molecular function: monooxygenase activity; oxidoreductase activity, acting on paired donors, with incorporation or reduction of molecular oxygen; heme binding. The record is from RefSeq and is a predicted model, not a curated record.
AUGAUGCUUGAAGAAAUAUCAAAGUUUUCGCAUAUUAUGUAUCAAUUGAACCAGAAAGGGCGGAUUGAUUUGAUUCCAACAUGCCGAGCUCUGGAAGCUGAUAUCGUCUCUCGAUUUGCUUUUGGAACUACAAUCGGGGCUAUUGACUCUCUCCAAAGGUCAAGAGAGUUACUUGAUAUCAUUCAUAACAAUGACAUGAAAUCUUGCACGAUGCCUAUAAGCGUGAACUUCCCAAGAGCGAUGGCUAUAUGGGGCUUUCUGGAGAAACUCUGCUUCCGACUAUUUGGUCGAGAGUCACGCUCAACUUCUGUAACCAAACAGUUUGACCAGUGGACAGAUGAACAUUCCAGAAGGACCGAAAAUGGAAAAAAGGUAGAAACAUCAUUUAUAAACACAAUGAUCAGAGGGCAAAUGCCAUUCCAAGCGGCUGUUUCCGAGGCAAAGGAAAUGCUGGGGCCGGGCACAGACACGACCUCUGCUACAUUAGCCCAUAUCCUUUGGGCAUUAUCGCUAAACCAGACCUUUCAAGAAGAACUGGCCUCCGAUCUUGCAACUGCAGAAUGGCCAACUGAUAUGGCACAACUCGAGGCCAUACCGAGAUUGGUGGCUUGUGUCAAGGAAGGUAUCAGAUGGACAGGCGCCGCUGCAGCUAUGUUGCCUAGGGUUGUGCCUCGUGAAGGAACGAGGCUAGCAGGGAAGUUUCUUCCAGGAGGGACUAUUGUUUCGAGCUCUCCUAUCUGGUACCUUCGAGACGAGAUCGCCUUUCUGGACCCAAUGUCCUACCGUCCCAGUCGAUGGCUCACCGACAAGACAGACCCAUUGAAUUCUCUGCGAGAUGAUUACUAUAUCCCCUUCUCCAAGGGGCCGUCGACAUGCAUCGGAAUACACUUUUCCUACCUAGAGCUAUAUUUAUCCGUCAGUCAGGUUUUAAAAAAUUAUUGUCUGAAACCAGGAGAAUACUCAUUUAUAAGCGCCGAUACUGAAGCUACACUUCCACCACGCCUGGAAUGGGUGGCUGCGGUGCCCACCACCACGCUUGGGAUUAACUUGCAAAGGAGAUACAGUUAG